GGUGUGAUUUGGUGAAUGGAGCCAAUCAGACCCCGCCUCCUUAGUCUAUAAAAGCUCAAGGCUAUCCUUCCCCUCUUCACUUUUGUUUGUGGCUGUUGAGGGUGCAUUCACAGCCAUGGGACUGGGCUGCAGCUGCAUCUCUCCACCCAGGCUCUGCUCUCCUGCCCAGCCUGCCUGGACAUGACUCCUUGCUACUACUAUUACCACCGCAGCAGCCCCAGCGAGGAGUGGCUCAACGCCUCAGCCAUGGCCAAGGGCAAUGGCACUGGCACCGGCUUCCCUGGAGGAGGAGGAAUCGGACCAGAGGAAGGGGAGUGCGGCUCUGUCUCGGUGGUCUUCCCCUUGACCAUGAUGAUCACCGGCAUGGUGGGCAACGGCUUGGCCAUGCUGCUGGUGUACCGCGCCUAUCACAAGAAGGAGAACCAGCGCAAGAAGUCCUUCUUGCUCUGCAUCGGCUCCUUGGCCCUGACCGACCUGACCGGCCAGCUCCUGACCAGCCCUGUUGUCAUCUCGGUGUACUUAGCCAAGAGGAACUGGUGGGCCGUGGAUCCCUCCCUCCGCCUCUGCUCCUUUUUCGGCCUCAGCAUGACCGUCUUUGGCCUCUGCCCGCUCUUCAUCGCCAGCGCCAUGGCCGUCGAGCGGACCCUGGCCAUCCGGGCCCCACAUUGGUACACCGGCCACAUGAAGACCCGGGUGACCAAGUCGGUCCUGCUCAGCGUGUGGCUGGCCACCUUUGCCUUCGCCCUCUUGCCCCUGGUCGGCGUUGGGAAAUACACCCUCCAGUGGCCUGGCACUUGGUGCUUCAUCAGCAUGAAGGACCCCAAAGAGCCCCGGGUGGCCAACAUCAUCUUCGCCUCAACUUUUGCCUUCUUGGGACUCUUCUCGCUUGGCAUCACCGUGGCCUGCAAUGUGGCCACCAUUGUCGCCUUGGUGUGUCGGUGUCGAUCCAAAAGCUCGGUGUCUCAGUCUAGGAGGCAGUGGGGCAGGAUCACCACGGAAACCUUGCUCCAGCUCUUGGGAAUCAUGUGUGUCCUCUUUGCCUGCUGGUCUCCGCUCUUGAUUAUGAUGCUGAAAGUGGCCUUCAAUCAUACCAUUAUGGAUAAAUGUGAAGACUCCUGCAAUCGAACCCAAACCUCUGAGUUGCAGCCAGAGUGCAAUGUCUUCUUAACUGCUGUUCGCUUGGCCUCGCUGAAUCAAAUCUUGGACCCUUGGGUUUACUUGCUGCUUAGAAAGAUCCUCCUGCGAAAGUUUUGCCAGGUAGCAAGUGCCAUCUCCUGCUGCUCUCAGGACAGAUGGAAAGGACAGCACUUCAUGUUGUCAGACAAAAUCACACACCCUACUGCAUGAAGAUGCUUGCAUGUCAACAACUUCCUCCAAGAGCUUCGGCUUUUACCAAGGCCAGGGAACAUGUGGACUUCUAAAUCAGUGGUAUCAAGCUUGUGGCCGUCCAGGUGUUUGGCACUUCAGCCCCCAGAAUUCAUAGUCACUACACAAGCUAGCUUGAGCUUCUGGAGUUGGAAGCCCAACAUCUGGACGACCACAAGUUUGACACCUCCAUUCUAGAUGUACUUGGACUGAAGCUUCCAUGUCCACCAGCCAAAAUUGCCCAUGCUGAAGGAUGUUAGGCGUGAUACCACAAACAGCUGGAGAGCUAUGUGUUCCCCAUUUCUUGGCCAGUGGGGUACAUCUAAUGAUGCAACUUCUUUUGUCAUCAGAAUUGAAAAGAGGACAGCCUCCCUUCCCUACUGCAAUCCCUUGUACAUCUGAAGAGCUUUCCCUGGAGGACUGGGAAACUCUCUUGAACUUGUUUUCAAGUUAUGCUGAGGUUUUGAAGAACUGACACUAGGGAAAGAAGAUCCCAUGGUAUCACUUCUGUAGCACCAGAACAACGUAGGUUUUAGACGACAACUUCUUCUCUACUGUGAACUUGGACAUCUGGUGCAUGGGAAUGUCCCUCUAUAAACUAAUUUAUUUUCAUGGUUGGGUAGAUUAAAAAGAACUGAAAAUGUUUUUAAAAAUAGACAUCCUAUGUCUUUUGAAAGUCACAAAUGAUAAUGCAAUUUGUUGUGUUCUCGUGCCAAAAACACUGGGAUUUUCCUUUUACAUUUGAGAAGAAUCUUAUUUUUAAAGUAGAAGUUUGAUUGUAGAUUCAACAUGGAGUAAUUUUCCUUGCUUUUUCACCCCUCACACAUUCAUUUACUGAAAAGAAGAAAGGGCAUUGUUUCUAAUAGUGACAGAUGGGAUGGGGUUGGAGAAAGGAAACCACAAUUGUGUAGAUUACUAAUUUGGUGGCAUUCCUUAAAGUUAUUUGGGUAGCAGUAGAACUAUGAAAUGCAAAGAACUGCCACAAUAAUUGUGCAUUUCUAUUCAACACUAAAUAAAUUUUAAUUUCCUUACUUGUUUUAUAUGUUUAUUUCUUUAUAGAAGUCAUAUGCUUAUCUCUCCGAGAUGUAGUUCUUUUGCAGUGAUAACUUGUUAUCACAGAAAUUAAACCAUAACCUUUUGACACUGUGAAAAUGAAAACAAAAUGGAAAAUUGGUCUUCAGUUUGGAAACAAUACUAGAGGCAGUUAGUUAAUGUUUUUUCUUCUAUGCUAUUUGAAUAUGGCACUUAUUUACCAUAGUGUUUUAUUAUGCAGUAAUAUCCAUCUUUUAUCGAAAUAUGUUUUUAGUGUACCUUUGAUGCUUUCAAAGUUUUACAUUUCUGUGUGUAUGUGUGCCUGCCUGCUAAUUUAAGCUGGAUCUACUUUGUCAUAUCACCCAGUUUCUGAAUCGAUAUUAUUUGCUUUGUAUUGAAUUAUAUCUGUCUACACUGCCAUGUAAUCCAGUUCAAACCAAAUAAUCUGGAUUCAAAAACUAUAUUAUGUGGGAGUGUAGAUAGGGCCUUAGAGUUUUAUAAAUUUAGUUUAAGAAUCAGUCUACUAUAAUAAUAAUAAUAAUAAUAAUAAUAAUAAUAAUAAUCUUUAUUUAUACCCCGCCACCAUCUCCCCAACGGGGACUCGGAGCAGCUUACAUGGGGCCAAGCCCAAACAACAAACUACAAAAUAAAAAUACAAAUUGCAGUAAAAUAAACAACAUAAGAUUAAAAUGUAAAGCAUCAAAACCUGUAAAACAAUAUACACAGAACAUAGGAACCAAACAUAAUGACAGAGAGCGGGCCGCAUGUACAUAAAAUGAUUUAAAAACUCUGAGUGAGAUUAGGGAGGAGAACUAAUUGUAAGGGAGAACUCACAGAGAGGUAGGAACUUCGUACAUGGGUGGGGGGGACUCCUGGGACAAAAACGUUGAGGGAGCACUAGCAUAAAAUUAUGUGGCUACUCUCAGAAAGCACAACGGCAGAGCCAGGUCUUAAGACUCUUUUUAAAGGUUUCUAAUGUAGGGGCUUUCCUAAUCUUUCCGGGCAAUGAAUUCCAGAGUUGGGGGGCCACAGAGGAGAAGCUCUCUCCCUUGUACCCACAAGGCAAGUCUGAGAGACUGGCAAGGGUGAAAGGAGGGCCUCGCCCGAAGAUCAAAGGGUUUGGGCUGGUUCAUGGAGAGAGAUACGGUCACAAAGGUAGGCGGGUCCCAAACCAUUUAGGGCUUUAUAGAUAAGAACCUGUACAUUGAAUUGGGACUGGAAGAUAAACGGUAGCCAAUGGAGCUCCUUAAACAAGGGCGUUGACCGCUCCCUGUAAGAGGCCCCAGUUAUUAGUCUGGCUGCUGACGGUUGGACAAGUUGUAAUUUCCGGGCCGUCUUCAAGGGUAGCCCUACAUAGAGAGCAUUGCAAUAGUCCAGUCUAGAGGUAACUAAGGCAUGGACCAUCAUGGUCAAGUCAGACUUCGCGAGGUACGGUCGCAGUUGGCGCACAAGUUUUAGGUGUGCUAAGGUUCUCCUGGCCACCGCCGACACCUGUGCUUCAAGCGUCAGCGCUGAGUCCAGGAGAACCCCCAAACUGCAGACCUGUGGCUUCAGGGGGAGUGCAAUCCCGUCCAGCACAGGUUGGCACCCAGUACCCCGGUCAGAUGGACGACUGACCUGGAGGACCUCUGUCUUGUCAGGAUUGAUAGCUUGUUCCUCCUCAUCCAGUUCAUUGCUGCAGCCAGGCACUGGUCCAGUAUCCUCGGGGCUUCCUUGGAGUCUGGUGGAAAUGAGUAGUGGAGUUGGGUGUCAUCUGCAUAGAGAUGGCACCGUACUCCAAAACUCCGGAUGACCUCUCCCAGCGGUUUCAUGUAGAUGUUAAAAAGCAUGGGGGACAGAAUGGAUCCAUGCAGGACCCCAUAGGUCAAUGGCCAGGGGUCCGAGCAGGAGUCUCCCGACUGGGAACAACCCUCCAGAAAGGACCGGAGCCACAGGAGAACCGUGCCCCUGAGCCCCAUCUCAGCAAGCCUCCCCAGAAGGAUACCAUGGUCGAUGGUAUUAAAAGCCGCUGAGAUGUCCAAGAGAACCAGCAGGGCCACACUCCCCCUGUCCAGUUCCUGCGGAGGUCAUCCACCAAGGUGACCAAAGCUGUCUCGGUACUGUGCCCAGGCCAAAAGCCAGACUGUGAAUGAUCUAGAAAAUCUGUCUUAAAAUUACUACUAAAGGGUUAAAUUAAUAAAGGACAAUUUUGUUAAAAAUUCAUUGAUAUGAAUAAAGUAUACACAGACAUUAGUGUUCUAUAGGGAAUCUCCUAUGAUUCAUCCAUUACAAACAAGAUAUUAAUCAAAUAUUAAUGAAUUUGGAUCAGCUAAAUUAGUUUUCUUAUUAUGCAGUUCCCAAUUUGCUUCAAGUGCAUUUGUUAAUUCAGAUCAAUUCCAUUAGGUUCCACUUUCAUGCAAUUAAUUUUUUUUGGUGCUAUUAGUAGUUUUUUUAUGGUGCGAGUAGUAGUUUUUAUUACUACUUCUAGAAGCAAUUCAUGAAAAUACAAUGUAGAAUUGAAUGCACUCCAGGUGCUGCCAGUGGAAGAAAUAUAUGUAGCUAAAGCCUUCCUAGUACAUGAGUAUUCAAACUUCUGUUCAAAACUAAUUAACAAACUAUGAUGGCCAUUCAGUUGAACAGCUAUUAUAAUCAGGAUGGUCUUCACACUAUUUAAUCAAAAUUCUCAUUUAUUGUCAUUAGAAUUCAUGGGUUUGAGUCCUAUUCUUUGGAACAGUAGAAAACAAUCCUGUUUGAUACAUUACUGCCCUUGAAAAGUCUGAAGAUAUUUGGCUAUCUUAUCUCUCCAACUUCUCUUCAGACUUCCUUUACACAUGCCACUUCCUCAAAUAUUUCUUUUAUCAUUAGUACUAUAACUUUUCUAAAUAUGUAAUUAUUACUGCUAGUUUCUACUCUUCCAUAGUGAUUUGCCAUUUUCUCCUCCUUCUGCAAGCCCAUUUCAAAUCUUAAUCUUAAUAUUUGUUCUGCACAUAUCUUUAUUCUCCUAGACUCGUCCUUCAUUUUUUGAAAUUGUUUCCCAAUUGUCCCUUCAGGAUUUAAUUUUUGAGAAAUCCCCAUUCAUUGUGGACAUCCUUAUUUUUCAGCAUAUCUAAUUGUGGAAGUUCACAUGAUAUUUCUUUAAAUUUAUCAAAAUUUGCUUCCGUAAAAGUUCCCAGUGCCUGUCUGAAAGCAUUCCUUUCUUCUCCAUAAAAAAUUCAAUGAGGAUAUGAAUGUCUGUCUGUUGAAGGAUGCAACUAGUUGACUCCAUGGUCUCUCUGAUGAGGAUUCAAGUCCAAAUAUUCGAGCCAGGGUUUGCUUUUUCUAUUUUCUGGACAAUUGCAUUCACAGCAAGGCAAGCGAGAUUUUAAAAACGGUGGGAAUAGACUUUACAUUCUCUCAGAGUUUGACUUCCAGCAGAUAUCAGGAUACUAAACUCUCACAUCGCAAUCAUUUUUCUCCUUUUGGAAUAUUUAGUAUUCUGUUCUAGGAAAACACCAUGAAAAUAUUUGAGCUGAACUGAAAGUCUAUAAAGGUUCUCGAUGAGAUUUCCUCUUCCUAUAUUUUUUACUGAAAUUGGUUCAGUCAUAUAAUCACAAAGUUGUAGGAGCUGCAGUGGCACAAUGGGUUAAACCCUCAUGCCAGCUGAACUGCUGAUCUGAAGGUUGGCAGUUCGAAUCUCUGAGAUGGGGUGAGCUCUCAUAUGUCAGCUCCAACUUCCCAUGCAGGAACAUGAGAGAAGCCUCCCACAGAAUGGUAAAGCAUCCGGGCAUCCCUUGGACAGCACCCCUGCAGACAGACAAUUCUCUCACACCAAAAGUGACUUGCAGUUUCUCAAGUCACUUCUGACAUGAAAAAAAUCACAUAGUCGAUGUGAUUAGAAGCUUUUGUCUCCCGUUUCUUACACCUUUUUACAUUUAGACAAAAUCAUCAUAUAUGAGACUUAACAAUUUAUGUUGAGACUUGGAAAGUCAAUUCUCAAAACUGACUAGCCAGCAUGAUAGCUUACGGGAACUGCAUUCUAAAAAAGAAAUGCUUUCAAGUUCUGAUUUGCUCCUUAUCACUGUUUAAUAAUUACUCCAUUGUUUUUAUAAAGGAAUUCUAUGGGAUAAGGUGCUGUAUAGCAAAGUUUUUCACAUAUUUUUCGAACAAAUUGGGAUCUAAAUUGGAAUUGUAAACGGUCAUCUUCUAAAUAUAAUCUCGCCAUAUUUCUGGCUUGGAAAAAUAUUUAAAGCAUAUGCCUGUCAUUCAAAUAGUUCAGUCUUACUGGAGGGUAAAUUCCACUGAUUUUAAUAGAAUUCAGAUCUAAGAAGACAUGUAUAGGUUAGAGAAAUUCUUCUCCAUGAUGCAUGAAUUUUCUCUAAUUUAAAAGGGUUAGUAAUGUUGUCAACCACAGAUCAGAACAUCGAAAAACGUUUUAAUUGCAACACGAGGGCAGUGUGGGGAGGCUACAUUUAGUUCAUGCAAUGGAAGGUUUUGCUGCUGUAUAAAUUGUACUCUUCAAAUAAAUUUUAUUGGACUUUG
Molecule: messenger RNA, 6894 nt
Organism: Anolis sagrei ordinatus
Lineage: Eukaryota; Metazoa; Chordata; Lepidosauria; Squamata; Anolidae
Gene: PTGER3
Product: prostaglandin E receptor 3
Biological process (GO): inflammatory response; intestine smooth muscle contraction; adenylate cyclase-activating G protein-coupled receptor signaling pathway
Cellular component (GO): plasma membrane
Molecular function (GO): prostaglandin E receptor activity
Source: RefSeq, a predicted model, not a curated record